AUGGGCAAUACGGACACGAAGCUAAACUUUCGCAAAGCAAUCGUACAGCUGACGAGCAAAAGUCAGCCAAUCGAUGCGAGUGAUGACGCAUUUUGGGAACAGUUCUGGUGCGAACACAACACACCGGUACAGGAUGUGUUUGCGCUAGUGCCGGCGAACGAGAUACGCAAGGUGCGAGAUGUUAUGCCGACGAAUUUGGCCACGCUGUGCUACAAGGCCACGGAAAGGAUGGUACGGGCGGUGGACAAUAGUUGUAGGACGCAGGGUGAACAGCAAACCGUAUUGAACUGUGUCCGGUUGCUGACACGCAUCCUACCGUACGUGUUCGAGGAUGUCCAGUGGAAGGACUUUUUCUGGUCAUCGCUCCCUUCCGGCAGCGAGAAGGAAGAGACCGGUUCGGUUCCAUUGGCCCAGAGUUUGCUGAAUGCGAUUUGUGAUCUGCUGUUCUGUCCGGACUUUACCGUGAUCGGGUACCGGAAAUCGGGUCCCGAAAAAGCGGAAGAACUCAACUCCAUCGAUAGCUGCGAGUACAUCUGGGAGGCUGGCGUUGGAUUCGCCCAAUCGCCACCCCGCAAUGGCAACAUGGAUUCGAGGCGCACGGAGCUGCUGAAGCUGCUGCUGACGUGCUUCAGCGAAACCAUGUACCGUCCACCGACGGCAAGCGAUGAACCGAACCGUUGGAUCGUGCACUUUACCAGUGCGGACAAUCGGCACGCGCUGCCCCUGUUCACCUCGCUGCUGAACACGGUCUGUGCGUACGAUCCGGUCGGUAUCGGUGUACCGUACAACCACCUGCUGUUUACGGACACGCUCGAACCGCUGGUUGAGGUAUGUUUGCAGAUUUUAAUCGUCACGCUCGACCAUGACAUCACGAGCAACGGGCCGGCACAGUCGUCGGCGUACAUACACGACGACAGUACCAUUGCGGACAAUCUCUUCAUCAACUAUCUGUCGCGCAUUCACCGGGACGAUGAUUUUCAGUUCAUCCUGAAAGGUGUUACGCGUUUGCUAAACAAUCCGCUAGUGCAGAGCUAUCUGCCAAACUCGACCAAGCGGCUCCACUGUCACCAGGAGUUGCUGGUGUUCUUCUGGAAGAUUUGUGACUAUAACAAGAAAUUUCUGUACUUUGUGCUGAAAAGCAGUGACGUGCUGGACAUACUCGUACCGAUUCUCUACCAUCUGAACGAUUCCCGCGCCGAUCAAUCACGCGUUGGACUGAUGCACAUUGGUGUGUUCAUUCUGUUGCUCCUAUCCGGUGAGCGUAACUUUGGUGUCCGGCUAAACAAACCCUACACAGCCACCGUACCGAUGGACAUUCCCGUGUUUACCGGUACACACGCGGAUCUGCUGAUAACGGUGUUUCACAAAAUCAUUGCCACUGGGCACCAGCGGCUGCAGCCACUGUUUGACUGUCUGCUUACGAUUCUCGUCAACGUGUCGCCGUACUUGAAGACACUCUCGAUGGUGGCUAGCAUUAAGUUGUUGCAUCUGCUGGAAGCAUUCAGCACGCCCUGGUUCCUUUACUCGGCACCCUCGAACCAUCAUUUGGUGUUUUUCCUGCUGGAAAUCUUUAACAACAUCAUCCAGUAUCAGUUCGAUGGGAAUUCGAACCUGGUGUACACGAUCAUCCGCAAGCGGCAGGUGUUCCAUGCGCUUGCAAAUCUACCGACGGAUGCGGCCGGCAUUGCGCGAUGCCUCAGCAACCGUAAGGGUGGAAGUGGAGGUGGAAUGGUCGGUGGACGUACGGGUGGUUCUAGUCAAGGAGCGACCUCCAGAAGUGUGGCCGGGCACGAUGAUGCCGCUGAUUAUCAGCAGCGUAAAGCUGCCCUCACGGCAACCGGAAGCGGAUCUGUAGCCGGGGAUGAGAGUGAGGAAGACCGUAUUGUCACACGAACUGGGCGGCUCGCUUUGCACGAAGCAGACAGUGCAAGUGAAAGAGAGGAAGACGCCCGAAUCGGUGACGAGGAUGCUCGUAGCGAUAUCGUAGAAGAGUCGAUGGAAGGUUCACGGCCAGCGCAGGAAGCCGAACCCGGUACGCUGAAGGCCACGUUGCUAGAUACGCCCAAUCUGGCACAGAUCACCGAACGAGAAUCGGCACACCCAAGCGACCUUGCUAGUCCUUCGUCGCCGGAUGUACCGGUAGUGCCAGAAAAGGUGACCGCAAGCGAUGAAGAAGAACCGGAGGCUAAUGGCACCACAAAGGGGACUGCAACUGAUUCGUCUCCGAGCAAAACGCCUUCCCCACUGCGACGUUCGGUUGCGCAGCGUGGCAGCUUGCGCGUAACACCUGCCCCGGUGCACGGAGCCCAGGUGAAACAGUGGCAACCGACACCGGAGUGGGUACAGUCGUGGCGCUCGAAGCUACCGCUCCAAACAAUCAUGCGCCUGCUGCAAGUGCUUGUACCACAGGUGGAAAAGAUCUGCAUCGAUAAAGGCCUUACCGAUGAGUCGGAGAUACUGAAGUUUCUGCAGCACGGUACGCUCGUCGGUUUGCUGCCGGUGCCGCAUCCGAUCCUGAUACGGAAGUACCAAGCGAACGGUGGCACAACGGCCUGGUUCCGCACGUACAUGUGGGGCGUUAUCUAUCUGCGCAACGUUGAUCCGGCCGUCUGGUACGAUACGGAGGUGAAGCUGUUCGAGAUACAGCGCGUCUAA
This is a messenger RNA of Anopheles marshallii, 2655 nucleotides long. RefSeq names its product protein HID1. NCBI's taxonomy places the organism in Eukaryota, Metazoa, Arthropoda, Insecta, Diptera, Culicidae. The record is from RefSeq and is a predicted model, not a curated record. Bases 1 to 2655 code for a protein of 884 amino acids. The transcript is spliced from 4 exons. Gene Ontology annotation, cellular component: Golgi medial cisterna; membrane; Golgi trans cisterna.